AUGUACGGCAGUGCGCUCCAGAUGAAGUCGCGUAGUAGUGGGAGUCGCAAGCGACAGAAUGUGGUGCUCUCAACUUCGUUUGUCUCCACACGAAGGAUGCAGGCUGACGAGGGCGCAGUGACCGUACCGUCGAGCCCAUUGCAUACGCGACAACGUAACAACACACUAGGAAGCCUGCGGCAGGAAGUGCGUACACUGGAAUCGGAACUUGAACGGCUGCAAAGUCAGCGACAAGAGGUGGAGAAAGCGCGGGAGGCUACUUCGACGGAGAUCUACCAAGGCACAUACACACGGGAUCAUCUGCAGCGACAUUCACAGCGUCUCCAAGCGAACACGCAGCUGCGAGACAUCGGGAAGAACAUAAAGCGGUUAGAGGAGCAGCUUUCGCAGGUAAAGGCAAAAAUAGACGCGAUAUUAUCGCUAGUCAACAAGCUGCCCGAGGAGCCCGCCGAAGGUGAGAAAGCCGACGAGCGCACGACUGGAAUUGGGGUACCACUUGGCGCCUCGGUAUCUGCAUCCAAUAGCAGCAGUGCAGGCAGGCUAUCCACCCCUGUUGCAUACCACGACGCAGAAAACGUAUACUAUACUGAUUUCGCAGACGACUACAUCCAAUAUUCGUAUUUUACGGAUGAUGAAGGGGACAGAACAGUUGACAACACAUUCCAAGAUUUUGGGUCUGAGCUAGAGGGUGACAGCGAUACCAGGAGUGAUCAGCACAACUCAUUGCAACCUGAUAAGAAGGCCAAGGAGAUUGCUACUGCCACCUGGCUAUUCAGUGAUUAUUUACAGAGCUUACAGGAUAGUAAUGCGUCGCGGGAAUUCAUAUUAACUAAGGCGAAUAGUCUUGUUGCCUUGUUGAGCAAGAAUCCAGAGAUAAAACAUGAUAUGGUGUUUUCUGCUUUUUCAAAUACAAUCAAUAGCCUGCUGAUGUCGCCAGAUAAGCUGGUCACCUCAGCAGGGUACCGUAUUUGCCGAUAUUUGAUUACUGACAACAAAUUUAUCGAAAAUUUGAUGUUACUUAGGAUUGAUGUUUUCCUUGUCAUAUCGCUAACGAAGGAUAACCGGCACGAUAUGGAGCGAGAGCAGGCAAUUAAACUUGUUCGCGAAUUUAUUACUUAUGAUGCUGGAAUAAACCAAGCUAUCGUGCAAGUAAUCAUAAGCUGCGUCGAAAAAACCGACGAUAAGCUGCGAAUGGUGUGCAUUGAAACUUUACUAGAGCUGGCUCUUGUUAAACCUGCUAUCGUCAAAAAAUGUGGGGGAUUUCGUGUGCUAGAGUCGCUGCUUACUGACUCUAGACUGCAGGUGUCACUCUUAGUCUUGGAGACUUUUUUAAGCAUGAUGGACUUGCAAGCUACACGGUGCUAUGUGGUCGAAUAUUGUAACGUCAGUUCCAUCUUAUCUGCCCUUUCGGAUUGGCAGUCGAAGUCUUCCUUGAACGUCGAACGCCUACAGAAUAGUAUGUGCAUGAUGGCCCGGCUGUUCAAGAACUAUAAUGGGCUUAUUAUAUUGUCGCGGAAUGAGUUCCGACCUCUAAAAGAGUUGAUAUCAUUCCUACAGGCGCCCGUGGUUGCACGUUAUGUUUUAGACCUGCUUCUGGAUGUACUGCUGAUCAAACCGUUACCAUACAACGAAAAGAAAGGCACGAGCUCGCGCUUGAUCACCUCGCAGUUCCCAAAUUCACCAGCUGCAAAUCAGUAUGUGGCGCUUGUAGUACGAAUGCUAGGAGAAGCCAAUCUGGUCGAUGCAUUGGUCUCCAUCCUUUUAAAUACGAGGUAUAAUGACAACCUCAACCAUCCUAAACGUAAUGUAUUAUUUUCGAAAACAAGGCACGCUCUCGCAGAAUAUUUGAGUUUAGCGGUGAAUAUCAAUAGUUGGAACCCGGACUAUGUCUCGAAAAUACACCAAAGCCUAAGUUCCAUCAAAUUCACAGAGGCUUUUUUGAUAGAAAGAAUAAAUUCUAAGCUCAAUAAACACCGUACAACUCUAGGGAUACCCAAUCUUAACAUGCAAAAAACCAUUAUCAACUUCAGCAAGGCUGUGACAAGAGCUACUCUUUUGACUGAUGUGGAUGAAUUAGUAUUUAAGAAAAUGGUUUUCGACACCCGGGUAUUACAGACUAAGGAUUUUUCCCAGUGGAAUUGGGAUGUUUUAAGCGAUCUUUGCGAGGGACCACUCUGCAAUCCAAGAAGACUAGAGGAGUUGUCUAGGACAACAAAGUUUAUAAGGAGACUUCUGGUGUUUUACCGUCCUUUUCGAUACCGAUUCUCGACAGUAUAUUCAAAGGCCAAUAACGCCAAACAAUACGUUAAAGUUGGCUGCCAGUUUUUCAACACACUACUACAACAUUAUGAGGGCAUAAAGGUGCUUCUAGAUGAUAGCAAAAUCAUUCCUCAGCUCGCCAGUACUCUCUAUAAGGCUAUGGAAGGGCAUAUUUUACCCAGUAAGCUCUUCUCCUCUUGGGCUCUCCAGAAUACGUUAUGUGGCUCCUACUUCAAAUUCCUCGGAUUGCUAAUGAAAUCUAAGGAAGGAAUCAAUAUAUUAGAAAAAUGGAACAUGUUCACUGUCAUCUAUAAAAUGUUUCAGCCAUCACCCCUAGCGGAAGAAUAUUUGUUACUCAUGCUUCCAGAGUUGGACCUCUCUCACAGCAUACAUUGUAGGAUUAUUUUUAGCAAAGCGCUAGUCGACAGUAGAGAAGUCAUAAGGAUCAAUGCUACCAGGGUUUUAGGCGAAAUGAUCAGCAGCGUCAAAUUAUCUGAUCCCACUCUGGAAGAGUUCAUGUUAAACCUGUUGGUCGCUCAGUUGUACGAUUUAUCGAGUGAAGUGGUAGCAGUGGCCGACCAGAUACUGUACCAUUACUGUUUAAGUCAAAGUAUUACUCUGGCUUUAAAGCCUGCUAUUGCAGCUUCUCUGAAUCAACUGGUUUUCAUUGGGUCUCCGAUUUUAUUUGAACUUAUGGCUAGUUCAGCUGGAUUUAAGCUUUUGAAUAACAUUAGCUACAUCGAGAAGGAGAGAUUGUUAUGGUUGGAGCGUAAAAAUCGGGAGUACGUUCAUAUAGUCGAAGAAUUCCUCGAGAAAGAGCUGCGUAAUGGUGCAUCAUCUGACAAUUCGAUCCACACUAAUCUGCCAUUGCACUUCUACCAUAGUUUAGCUCGGUCAGAAGAAGGCAUAAACAUGAUACAAAAGAAUGGUGAUUUUCUGGCGUUCACUAGUUCCAUUAAAAGGGCCUUACAGGAAAUGCCAAAGACAUUGGAUGAAUAUUCCAUUCUAAAGAGUAAUAUAUGGUGCUGCGGAUAUAUAGGGUCCACUGAGCUUGGCAUAAAAUUGCUUGAUAAACAUAAUGUAAUAGGCGAUCUUGUCGAGCUCGCCAUGACAGAUGAGAAUCCGACAGCACGUUUCACGGCAUUUUAUGCGCUGGGGCUAAUUAGUAAAACGGAGGAAGGCUGUGAACUAUUGGACGAGUUGGGCUGGGACUGUUGCAUCGAUGUUCGUCGCCAGCCAGUUGGUAUUUGCGUACCAAAUAACAUCACCACCUUUCUCAGUUAUCCUCAAGAGAGCGUCGAGAAAACAACCGUUUCGGAAGGUAUCGACCAAUUUGACCACGGAAUUUCGGAGGAGGACUUCCCCCCACUGGAGGUAUCACAAUACAAGUUGAUACAAUACUCUGAAAAGGUAGAAAGGGAUGUCCUGACAGACAACCAAGAGCUUAAAUCCAUUCUCGAACACAGGGCUAGACAAGUGAAUGCACAGCGGAGAAUUGAUUCUACCCCAUUGCAGUUCCAGGAUGACCCAGUCUCCGCCAAGAUAUUCCGGCUCGUUGGGAAACUCGGAAAUCAUAUCCUGACCAACAGUGCGAUAAAGGAACUCACCGAAUUGGAGUCACGUCACGGCGCCUCUAAAUUCGAGACCCAAGAGAUGUUCAAUGCUGUGUUUAAUCUCAUGGCGCAGUACCGUUUCAAGCCCUCCGUGCGCAAGUUCCUCUGUGAUGUCUUCAUCAACAAGCGAGCCCUGGAAAACAUCGCCCGCCGCGAAAGACGUAGGCGGAAGUAG
Molecule: messenger RNA, 4047 nt
Organism: Eremothecium gossypii ATCC 10895
Lineage: Eukaryota; Fungi; Ascomycota; Saccharomycetes; Saccharomycetales; Saccharomycetaceae
Gene: TSC11
Product: TORC2 complex subunit TSC11
Exons: 1
Coding region: 1-4047 (1348 amino acids)
Biological process (GO): TORC2 signaling
Cellular component (GO): TORC2 complex
Source: RefSeq, marked provisional